UCUUUGUGUUGUUUUAGUGAACGUGUUUUCCAAAACUUGUGUCUUUUUUUCUUAAUACUUACUAUAAUACGUUUGUUUAAGUAUUAUAAUACUUACUACUACACAAACUGCAUUCCAAAAUUAUUUUUUUGCGACAUCAAAAAGGGAGGUUUAAUAGCUAUUCGACUGUAGUCUGCAACAUCAUGGCAGAAAGUAACAAGGAAUGGAAGUUUUAUCCAAAUUGUGACAGUAGCGUAUGGUUGAGAUCCUGUGAGAAAGAGGUUAUCGAACCUCUUGAUGGUGAAAUUAUUGGAGAAAUACCUCAAUGGUUACAAGGCACUCUCUUAAGAAAUGGACCCGGCUCACUUAAUGUUGGUUCCAUGAGGUUCAAGCAUUUGUUUGACAGUGCAGCGUUACUUCACAGAUUUUGCAUUAAAGAUGGUCACGUGACAUAUCAGUGCCGUUUCCUUAAAUCAAGGACUUUUCAGAAAAAUCGCGCCGCUAAUCGCAUUGUCGUUAGUGAAUUUGGUACUAAAGCCGUCCCAGAUCCCUGCCACACUAUAUUUGAUAGAGUCGCUGCACUAUUUAAACCAGGUGAAUCGUUCUCAGAUAAUGCAAUGAUUUCAGUUUAUCCAUUUGGAGAUGAAAUGUACGCCUUUACAGAAGGACCAGUCAUUCACAGAAUUGAUCCAGUAACCCUAGAAACUAUGGAACGGAAAAAUCUGAUGGACUCCGUCGCUCUUGUCAAUCACACUUCUCAUCCACACGUUAUGUCCAACGGAGACGUUUACAACGUCGGUAUGUCUAUUGUAAAAGGUCGAUUGCGUCACGUCGUUGUUAAAUUCCCGUUUAUAGAAAAAGGAAGUAUGUUCGAAAAAGCAAAAAUCGUCGCAAGUAUAAAACCACGACAUAUGUUGAAUCCUUCAUAUAUGCACACAUUUGGAGUGACAGAGAAUUAUUUCGUGAUAGUAGAGCAACCGCUAUCCGUGUCAUUAAUCAGUAUAGUACGGAACCAAUUAACGAAUGGUCCCCUGGCUUCAUGUUUACAAUGGUCUCAAGAACAGGAGACACAUAUAGUACUAAUUUGUAGACAAAGUGGCAAGGAAGUAAACAGAUAUAGGACAGAGACGCUAUUUUUCCUACACAUCAUUAACUGUUUUGAGAGAGAUGGAAACAUGGUGGUUGAUAUCUGUGCAUACAAAGACGCUAAGGUCCUAGACGCCAUGUAUAUUCAAGCCAUUGAAACAAUGCAAAGUAACGCGGAUUACGCUGAAUGGUUCCGUGGCAGACCAAAAAGACUUGAGAUGAGUUUGAACGCUCCUCGAUUAACCAAAGUAAAUCCUAAAGUGCUGGCAGAUCUGGGCUGUGAAACGCCUAGAAUUUACUACGACAUGCAUAACGGUCGAGCAUAUAGAUAUUUCUACGCAAUUAGCUCCGAUGUAGAUGCUGAGCAUCCUGGAACGAUAAUCAAAGUCGAUACCGUGACAGGAGAAAUAAAGACGUGGUGUGACAAAAAUAUGUACCCCAGCGAACCUAUAUUUGUUCCCAGUCCUCAGGCUAAGGAAGAAGACGACGGUGUGAUUGUAUGCGCCCUCGUGUCGAGUGAAGACGAAAACGUGGUGUCGCUUGUUGUUCUAGAAGCGAGCAGUUUGCGCGAGUGUGCGCGCGGAAACUUUCGCACGCCUUCGCCCGCUCCGAAAUGUCUGCACGGAUGGUUUCUACCAAGCAAUUAAAUAUAAAAUAAACAUAUUUUUGAAGUAAAA
Melitaea cinxia (Glanville fritillary) is the source of this 1742-nucleotide messenger RNA. It is a transcript of the gene ninaB, whose product is annotated as carotenoid isomerooxygenase. Gene Ontology annotation, molecular function: carotenoid dioxygenase activity; beta-carotene 15,15'-dioxygenase activity. Bases 183 to 1712 code for a protein of 509 amino acids. The record is from RefSeq and is a predicted model, not a curated record. NCBI's taxonomy places the organism in Eukaryota, Metazoa, Arthropoda, Insecta, Lepidoptera, Nymphalidae. The transcript is spliced from 14 exons. Gene Ontology annotation, biological process: carotene catabolic process; retinal metabolic process.